AAUGUUUUGGGGUACUCAAGUCACUCAAGGAUAACCAUAUAAAUUAACUGCUGAAGAAGCUACAGUGAUUCAUAUCUCAAAUGUAGUUCUAGCAGAAGGUGAUAGCAAAGUUUAAGUCUAUGCAAAAGUAAAGGGAAAGGAAUUUGUACUUGCCAACCUUGAAAAAAAUAAGGUAUGGUAAUUUUUUUAUAGUUAGUUGGAAUAAGCCUUUUUGGAUCUUUACUUUAGAGUUGAUUAGCAGGUUGAGAUUGGAAUUAAAGGAAAAGGUUCAGUUCACCUUUCAGGCUACAUUGAACCAGAUGAAGAAGAAUUAGUAUAUAUUAAGAUAAUCUUUUUUAGAACGAAGACUUGGAUUUUGAAGACGAUGAGAGUGAGGAAGUUGAGUAAUAAAAGGUUAAAAAACCUGAACCACCUAAAUAAACUGAAUAAGUAAAGUAAUAACCAAAAGAACAAUAAAAACCAUAAACUUAAUAAUAAUAAAAAACAUAAGUAUAAUAAUAAAAGCCUUAAAACCAACAAUAAAAAGCACAACCAGAAUAAUAAUAAAAAGCUAAACCUCAAGCUACAACUUAAAAACAGUAAUAAUAAUAGCCCAAAAAGGCAGAUGAAGAUUGGAAUGAUAAUGAAGAUGGAGAAGAUGAAGAAGAAGAACUUCUUGACUAAAGUGAUGUUGAUGAUGAGGAAGUGGAAGGAGACUUAGGAGAUGAAGAAGAUGAUGACGAAGAAGAUGUCGAUGAUGAAGAAGAUGACGAUGAACCAGAAUGUAUAAUUAUUGUAUUAAAUUUAUAGAAAAUAAAAAAUUCAUUAAAGGCAAUUAAGGAUAACAAGUCAAGCCAUAAUAGAAAUAGUAAUAGAAACCAUAACACUAAUAAUAAUAAUAUAACAAAUAAUAACAUUAAGGAAACCAAUAAUUUAAAUAAGGAUAGAAACCUUUCUAACAAUAACAUAAAUAAGGAUAAUAAUAUCACCAAAACAAAGGAGGAAACUAAAACCAAUAGAAAAAUUUCAAGAAAAAUAAUAACUUUAAUAAUAAUAAUAAUAGAAAGAACUUUAAUAAAAAGAAUAACAAUAGAGGUGGAUUCAAAGGAGGUAGAUAAUGAGU
Paramecium pentaurelia is the source of this 1102-nucleotide messenger RNA. The record is from the annotation of a GenBank genome assembly. NCBI's taxonomy places the organism in Eukaryota, Ciliophora, Oligohymenophorea, Peniculida, Parameciidae.